CAAGGUCAGGAUGGCCACGAAGGUUGAAGGACUUCUCCUGCGACAGCUCUUUGAGGGGGCGAGCUUCACCUACACCUACAUCCUUGCUGAUGAGGCAACCAAGGAAGCUGUCAUCAUCGAUCCCGUCUUGGAGACUGUUGAGAGGGAUGUUACCCUCAUCAAGGACCUCGGGCUGAAGGUACUCUACGGCAUCAACACUCACUGCCAUGCUGAUCACAUCACCGGCACCGGGAAGAUGAAGCAGCUCCUUCCUGAGAUGAAGUCUGUGAUCUCAGGCAAGUCAGGAGCCAAGGCCGACCAGCACAUUCAGCACGGCGACGUCAUCAAGUUCGGCAGACAUAAGCUCGAGGUCAGGUCCACUCCUGGCCACACUGAUGGAUGUGUGACCUACGUUCUCAACGACGGGGUCAUGUGCUUCACUGGUGACGCCCUCCUCAUUCGCGGGUGCGGGCGCACGGAUUUUCAGCAGGGAGACCCCAGCUUGCUCUACGAUUCCGUGCACAAGGAGGUCUUCUCCCUCCCGGACAACUGCAUCGUCUACCCCGCCCAUGAUUACAAAGGGUUGAUGAGCUCGACGGUGUUGGAGGAGAAGACUCUGAAUCCGCGAUUGACCAAGAGCAAGGAAGAGUUUGUUGAGUUGAUGAACAACCUGGGCCUCCCCUACCCCAAGCAGAUCGACAAGGCCUUGCCUAUGAACCUGGUUUGCGGGAUUCAAGAUUAAGAAAUUUGUAGAAAGAUGUUGCAUUCCCCAGCCAGCAAUUGGGGAGUUGCAUAUAGAUGUGUUGCUGAACAAUGUUUGUGAAUC
Guillardia theta CCMP2712 is the source of this 805-nucleotide messenger RNA. RefSeq lists its product as hypothetical. The transcript has 6 exons. Gene Ontology annotation, molecular function: sulfur dioxygenase activity. Gene Ontology annotation, biological process: glutathione metabolic process; hydrogen sulfide metabolic process. The record is from RefSeq and is a predicted model, not a curated record. NCBI's taxonomy places the organism in Eukaryota, Cryptophyceae, Pyrenomonadales, Geminigeraceae. Bases 11 to 721 code for a protein of 236 amino acids.